Molecule: messenger RNA, 1402 nt
Organism: Boeremia exigua
Lineage: Eukaryota; Fungi; Ascomycota; Dothideomycetes; Pleosporales; Didymellaceae
Exons: 1
Coding region: 175-1134 (319 amino acids)
Source: RefSeq, a predicted model, not a curated record
ACGAGGCUGAAGAUGGCUAAAUGACCAUGGCUAACAGCCUGGCGCUUAAGUGCGUGUGCUGGCCUGUCGCGAGGCUGAGCUGGCUGGGCAGCCGCUGCAACGAAUGUAUCAGCGCUUCUCUGGCCAGUCGCGCAAUCAGACGUCUUUGCCACGACAUUCUCUCCGUUCUCAGCCAUGCCACCGUUUUCGAGAGCGACAGAGCUGGUUCGCGAUCUUACACCCUCAUCUGGUUCCCCAGACGGUGUUCUGCCUGGCCAGCCUUCAAUUGCCCUGAACGAUGGACCGCAAUUGAGAGUAUUUCUCGAAGAUGACUUGUGCUCUCAAGACCUUGAGACCAUGGCACCCCGCUUGUGGAUCCUGACCACCCCGUCCAGCGACAACAUCAACGCCCUGCAUCGACAAUGGGUCAAGGGUCGCGAGAUCAUAGUCACAGAAGAGCCUCGGCUGCAUCUGGUGUGGAUACACCACCGCAUCUUUAUCAAGCCCAUCCCACGAUACCUUCUGUCGUAUGAAUUCUGGGAGAGCUACUUGGACGAGGGUUCGAACAAGCUAGACAAGAAUCGGAGCGACAUUCGCAAGGCCGCGGCUGGCUUCCUCCGUACAUACAGAUACUUGAUUCGACGCGAGACCGACUUCAACAUUGCUCAGCAGGAACAUCUCCGUCUGAUCCCUAAAGACGUCGAUUGGGCGGCCUUCUGUCGCUUCACGGCAGAGCUCAGUAGCAUAGACGACUCUGCUGUGUCGGGCCGACACUGCUACGGCGAGCUGAGGCUGACACGACUUAACCUCUAUGCACCGCUGCUGCUUCGCAAGUUUCACUUUGAGCAGAUGCACAACCAGUAUAGCGACUUUUUCGCGCGACUGUACGGGCCUAUUCUUUUCGUAUUUGCUCUAGUCUCCACAGCUUUGAGCUCUAUGCAAGUCGCGCUUGCGGCUGAGCAGCUGGUGACGGUGCAGUGGGUUUCUGUGUGGUAUGUGUCUCGCUGGUUCAGCAUGUUGAGUCUUGUUGGAAGCGCCAUUGUUACUGGGUGGUUCGUGCUUCUCUGGCUGUGGAUGUUUUUGGAUGAGUGGGUUUACACUUCGAAGCGGAAGUUGCAGAAGCGGGCGAAGGGUGUAGUCGAUCCAAGGUGCUGACAGCUGGAGGCUUACGUCAUAAGCACUCUAAGCAGAAUGUUGCGGAUUCGAAGUGUGCAGCGAAGCGCGGGCGUAGAUUUGUAGACGGCUGAUUGCAAAGACGUUUUGGUUGAGCAGACCUCGGUUCUCGAUAUUGUUGCUAAAUCUGUAGCGGACGGAGGUAGAAAUAGAACACUGAUGAUCGUUGUGAUUAUCGGUUUUGGGAAGCACAUGUCACAACGUCCUUCAUGUUUGCAUGCGAGCGUGCAGAUGGCGAGGAAGAAACAGA